Molecule: messenger RNA, 2001 nt
Organism: Alosa sapidissima (American shad)
Lineage: Eukaryota; Metazoa; Chordata; Actinopteri; Clupeiformes; Clupeidae
Gene: mrm1
Product: mitochondrial rRNA methyltransferase 1 homolog (S. cerevisiae)
Exons: 5
Coding region: 476-1711 (411 amino acids)
Biological process (GO): rRNA methylation
Cellular component (GO): mitochondrion
Molecular function (GO): RNA binding; RNA methyltransferase activity
Source: RefSeq, a predicted model, not a curated record
CACAAACACAUGCGAGCCGUUUAUGAUGCGAGCAGCUGAACGCUUUGUAGUAGCUAUAUCCAUCAAUAGAUACUCUUGAUUUGCAGUGGUAUUGUAUUGCGAUAGGCUGUAUCAGAAAAUAUUGUUGUGCCACACUCGAUAAUGCAAAUGGCAGUCUCUGAAUGUAUUGUGGACUAGAGCAGACGUUGUCAAUAUUAGUGACGGGAUGGUAAUAGCUCACUAGGCUACUCACUAAGUAGCAGAGGUUAUAGUUUAUAAGACUUAAAUAGAUCAUUAACGUUAGUUUGAUUUCAUCUGCUAAACCCUUUUGCAUGUUCAGUCAGUGGUGCUUAGAUAUUUCUAGUGCUAGUUGUACGGUGUGCUUCUCUGGUAUAAUUGAGGAUCAUGUUUAUAUUUCGCAUUAACCAGAAAACUGCUUGAUCUUGCACAAACUUCCAGAACCUUUAGUAUUAAUACGAAAAAUACGCUUUAUAAUAUGCCCUGCAAUAGUCUCAACAUGUAUACGAUGUUCAGGUUGAUGUCUCUGCGGUCAGUCAAGCCGUGUGUUUCGUUCCAGACCAUGAGAAAAGGAUGUCAAAUCGCACCUUAUCAUUGUUCCAAGAGUCUGUCAUGGUCAAGUAACAGUGGCUCAAAGCAAAUUGUCAAAUGGAAGCGCAGUGCAAUCAGCAGUGCUGGUCUCCGCAACAGGGCUAAAGUCUUAUCAGAGUGGGAAGAUGACCUUGCACACUCCAUGGACAGUGGUCAAUCAGUUGUUCCUCACAAGCGUCGUAGUAAAGUGACUCCUGUUCUCCAUGGGAGAGGAACGGGAGCAGAACAAAAAAUAUCCCCUGAGCUCCAAACUCUCAGGUUGGAGGACCUACCUGCGGGCAAUCGGAAGACAUUCCAGACCCCCAAAGAGGAUAAUUCAUUGGUCAAGGGUAAACAGGAUGACCUGGUGUUUGGGUUGUCCCCAUGCCUACUGGCUCUCACGCAAGGCAGGAGGAAGGCGUCCAUGCUCUUUGUCAAAGAGGAUGAUGAUGGGCAGAGGGAUGCAGUGCAGAGAGUGUGUGAGGAGGCCAUCAAACGUGACGUUCAGAUCAAGUGGGUCCACAAGAGAGAUCUGGACAGAAUGACCCUGGGACGUGUCCAUCAGGGUGUCUGCCUGCAGGCCAGCCGUCUACAGUACCUCAGGGGGUGGUCCGUCAAACCUCAAAAGGAUGAGCAUCGCAAUCAUAUCCCACUCUGGCUGGUUCUUGAUGGUAUUCAAGAUCCGAUGAACUUAGGUGCUAUUCUCCGCUCUGCUUAUUUCCUUGGUGUGGAUAGAAUUGCCAGUAGCCUUCAGAACAGCUGUCAUCUUACACCUGUCGUAAGCAAGGCCAGCUCUGGGGUGAUGGAGGUUAUGGAAAUCUAUGGCUAUGAUAACUUGGAAGACAUGAUUAAGGUAAAGAAGGAAAAAAAAUGGCAAGUCAUAGGAACAGUGGGCAUUGAGGAGAAGGCCUCUGAGGUUCAGACUGUAAAAUGCUCAGAUUUCCAGAUGCAAAAACCUACGCUAUUACUGAUGGGUGGAGAAGGUCCCGGACUGUCCCCAGAUCUGCGGGCUCUUUGUGACGUCAUGCUCACUAUCCCACCCCGCCGAGAGCUCCACCCAGGCGUGGAAUCACUUAAUGUAUCUGUGGCAACAGGCAUCCUCUUGCACUCUCUCCUCACCCCUCGCUCUAGAGGCCGUCAGUGAUUGGAGUUGGAUUUGGUUGAGCUCCAGGUCUACUCUAUUUAGGAGAAUGCAGUACUUAUUGCCACCCCUUCACACAGAGGUCUGACUGUUUCAGAUGGCUUGCAAGGACAUGCAGACGGUUUAUCUCUUGUGGUGGAGCAGUGUUGUCUGGCAGUGAAAAAAAUCACGAGUGUUAAAUUAUAACAAUGUGUGAAAAGCUCAUAUCUGUUCAUUGAAAAAUUAAUAUCAACUAUUAAAAUAAUUGUUAUAAAGAAGCUUAUUUGGGUAUUUAAAUAUAUAUUUUUUUUUGU